Molecule: messenger RNA, 1970 nt
Organism: Desarmillaria tabescens
Lineage: Eukaryota; Fungi; Basidiomycota; Agaricomycetes; Agaricales; Physalacriaceae
Product: kinase-like domain-containing protein
Exons: 9
Coding region: 102-1769 (555 amino acids)
Biological process (GO): protein phosphorylation
Cellular component (GO): cytoplasm; nucleus
Molecular function (GO): ATP binding; protein serine/threonine kinase activity
Source: RefSeq, a predicted model, not a curated record
AGAAAACGUCCGAGUCUCAUUUUUCUACCUCAGUCACUGACAUCCAUAACGGUCUUUCAUUUUUAAGAAAGCAGGCUUUCUACACUGUCUCUAAUAUCAUUAUGUCCUGGAAACUGGGUAGGAGCAAGAAGUCUUCAGUCUACAAUUUACUGGCUGAAGACGUCGUGAAUGCUCGUUCUAUUACCCCCACUCCCGGAAAUCCCGAUGGUACUCCCAGCUCCAGCUCGAGGUCUGGUCUUCUUGCUAUCCGCGUUCUAUCUGCGGAAGGUCUAGCGCUUCCUCCUGGCAUUGCCACUCCCGCGGUUGUACAAAAAGCGCUGUCAUCCCAACAGGCAAAAGUUGCUUCAUCUGUUUCCCCAUCUAGCGUUCAGCAAUCGAGACUUGCCAAGACCCGAGGGAAUCGCGAUAGUAUCCAGAGAACUCAAUGUUGGUGGCUUCCCUACCUCGUAAUGGAGUACGAAGUAAACCAAGUUCUCAUCAUACCCCUUGGCGGCGACCUUGAGAAGCCGGUAUACAUGUAUCAAGCUCAUUUUGAUGUAUCUCGGAAUGCCGAAAUAUCCUUACAGUGCUACCUCAGGGCCGAUGAGCCCAAACGUGGCAUUGACGGAUUAGCAGAUGACCUUGGAAACGAUAUAUUUAUGGGAGGAAUUAAAUUCGUUCCCGACUUUGAGAAUAUGGGCACUCAGGACCAAUGGUAUGACUUUGUUGGGGGCGCGGGCAAGAUUCAAAUUGGGGUUGCUUAUCAACCUACCUAUGGAGGAUCUCUGACGGUCGAUGAUUUUGAACUCAUCACCGUCAUCGGCAAAGGCAGCUUUGGCAAAGUAAUGCAAGUCCGAAAGCGGGAUACGUCACGCAUCUACGCCCUCAAGACCAUUCGGAAGGCACAUAUUGUUCACCGAAAUGAGAUAACGCACACUCUCGCUGAACGCCUUGUUCUUGCUCAAGUGAACAGCCCAUUCAUCGUGCCCCUCAAGUUUAGCUUUCAAUCCGAACAAAAGCUUUACUUGGUCCUCGCAUUCGUCAAUGGGGGAGAACUCUUCCAUCAUCUUCAAAGGGAACAGCGGUUCAAUGAAGAACGUUCUCGAUUCUACAGUGCUGAACUUUUGCUUGCCUUGGAGCAUCUCCAUGAGUUAGACGUUGUUUACAGGGACCUCAAACCGGAGAAUAUUCUUCUAGAUUUCACAGGGCAUAUUGCUCUAUGUGACUUCGGUCUUUGUAAACUCAAUAUGAAGGCUAACGACAAGACAAACACGUUCUGUGGAACUCCAGAAUAUCUUGCGCCAGAGAUCUUGAACGGUCAUGGGUACAACAAAACGAUUGAUUGGUGGACCCUAGGCGUUUUGCUCUACGAGAUGAUGUCCGGUCUUCCUCCCUUCUAUGACGAGAUAACGGAUAAGAUGUACGAGAAGAUUCUCCGAGACCCCCUUGUGUUCGGUCCAGAAAUCGGUGACGAAGCUCAAAGUAUUCUAACUGGGCUCCUGAACCGCGACCCUACUCAGCGACUCGGUGUAAAUGGCGCGGAAGAAAUCAAGAAGCAUCCGUUCUUCCACAACCACAUCGAUUUCAAGAAAUUGGCCGAGAAGAAGAUUCAUCCUCCGUACAAACCUAGUGUCGCCAGUCCAGUGGAUGUUUCCAACUUCGAUACGGUCUUCACAACCGAAGCUCCUGUAGACAGUGUUGUGGAAGAUUCCAAUCUGAGUCAAACUGUUCAAGAUCAGUUUUCAGGUUUCUCUUAUAACGGCACUAAUAUGCCUCUCAGCCCGGUCUGACCCACGCUCAUUUGCCCAUUCUAGAUUAUCAUAUACCAACAUAUGCCUCGUUGAUUUGCUCACAUGCUCUGCUCUCAGUUUAUUUAAGUAUCGAUCUAUAUAAUAUUCCUGUCCAUCAUUGUACCUUAUGGCACUUAGUACUAUCCCUCGCAUGACAUCGCUCCUUUCGUUCUAUAUCUAUUUAUUAUUAACUAUACAAGU